Messenger RNA from Notolabrus celidotus (New Zealand spotty), 2812 nucleotides. RefSeq names its product adenylate kinase 7a (gene ak7a). Gene Ontology annotation, molecular function: ATP binding; AMP kinase activity. The coding region runs from base 141 to 2246 and encodes 701 amino acids. The transcript has 19 exons. Lineage: Eukaryota; Metazoa; Chordata; Actinopteri; Labriformes; Labridae. Gene Ontology annotation, cellular component: cytoplasm. The record is from RefSeq and is a predicted model, not a curated record. Gene Ontology annotation, biological process: nucleobase-containing compound metabolic process.
AUGAGCCAUAGCAACAGCAGGUAGUGAGUCCAUAGCAACGGACACUUAAGGAAGUGUAAUGCUAAUAUUGCAAAAGUUCUGUAGAUUUUUAUGAAGAAAUUGAACACACUUAUUUUAUUUUUGCCUUUUGUGUUUUAAAUAUGGAGGAUGAAAAGCAACUUAGUCGUCCCAAACGCAUUUUUAUCAACGACGUCCACAGGUAUUCCUCCAAACACAUCGCAAAGUUUUUAUCAACAUGUGUGGAAGGAGAGAGCUCUGAGGAAGCAGAGGCUGAGGACACGAUAGACUCCACACGCGGUGAACCUGCUUUUAAUAUAGUAGGAACUGUACCUGCUGACACUAAAGAGGAGAAACGAAGCUUUCUACUUAAACAAUAUACAUCACCGACUCGAGAUGAGCUUCUUCACUGCCUGCUGGAGUGUGAUGUCGUGGUGUACAAUAUUUCCGAAACUGGUUCACAGCAGCAGAUUGAAGAGGCAACAUGGGCGCUCAAAGCCCUUCAAGCUGAGAUGGAAAACUUUGAGUCUCAGAAAAUGUUCAUCUUAGUCUCCACUGUGAUGACAUGGGCCAUGACAAAGUCACAGAAUCCGGAUGAAACAGAUGGGCUGCUCACAGAGGAAGAGUACAUAAGAAGAAGACCACAUCUCAGUUUCAGAAACCACCAUAAUCUGGAAAAACUUGUGCUCAAACUGAAGGGAGGUAAAAAGUCCAAGCUAAGGGGCUACGUUGUUUGUUCUGGCCUUCAGUAUGGAAAGGGAGAGAACCUCUUUCACUUCUUUUUCAAGGUGUCUUGGUUGAUGCAGUCUCCAAAAGUUCCUCUAUUUGGACAGGGUUCAAAUUACAUCCCCAUGAUUCACGUAAACGACCUGGGAGGAGUGAUCCAAAACCUCAUUGAAAUCAAGCCGAAGUUGAAGUCAAAGUAUGUUCUUGCUGUGGAUGACUCUAAGAACACUUUGGAGGAUAUCGUAAAGAUGAUCAGUGAUACCUUUGGUCCUGGAAAGAUUAACAUACUACCUGAAGAUGAGGCCACCGUCAUGAAGGCUUUUACACCAGAGGAGUUACAGUUCCUGAGCAUCAACCUGCGCCUGGAUACUUUCGUCAUUAAAGACUCCUUCAGUCUGCGCUGGACGUCAGAGGGUGGCAUGGUUGAGAACAUUAAGAGCGUUGUGAAGGAGUACAAAGACACCAGGCAGCUACUUCCAAUCAGAAUCUGCCUUGUUGGACCUCCAGCCGUGGGCAAAACCACACUUGCAGAGAAGCUCUGCAGGCAUUACCAAAUCCAUCACAUUAAGAUCAAAGAGGUCAUUGAGGAAAAGCUCUCACAGCUGAAGAAGAUAAUGAAUGGAGCUGACUCUGAACAUGAGAGUGACGAGGUCACUGCUGCUGCACAGAAACAACUGGAAGCUUUGAACAAAAGCAUGGAAAUGAAUGCAGGUAGACUGGCUGAUCAUCUCGUCUUUGACAUGUUACAAGAAAAGCUGCAUUCAAAACCAUGCAGGAACCAAGGCUUUGUCCUCGAUGGCUUCCCAAGGACUUAUGAGGAAGCAAGGUUGAUUUUCACUGAGGGGGUCACAGAGAACCCGGAUUCAAAGACUCAAAUACCUGUAUUCAACAAGGAGAUCACUCCAGAGCAUGUCUUUGCACUAAAUGCCUCAGAUGAUUUCCUGACAAAGAGAGCACAGGGGCUUCCUCAGAGAUUGGCAGAGCUGAUGCACUACACCCAGGAGGAGUUUAUAGCUCGUCUGGGAAGAUACAGAGAGCUUAGUACUGCUGAGGAAACCCUGCUGGACUACUUUGAUGAGAUUGAGAUUCAUCCUGAACAUAUUGAGAUCACUGCAGGUGAUCCAGAGUACACAGGAGCUCUGAAGAAGAUCACUGAGACAGUCGGGCUCCCUAAGAACUACGGCCUGAGCCCAGAGGAGCUGGAGGAGGAUGAGAGGAAGAAAGAGGAAGGGAGGAGACAGAAAGUGGCUGCAGAGGAUGCUGAGAGGAAACACAGGAAGGAAGCAGCGCUGGCUGAGAUGGCUGCUCAGUAUGAGGAGUGGCAAAAGAAUCUACGUGAGCUGAAGAGACAGGAGCAGGAGCUGCUAGAGGCUCGCUGUCUCCCUCUGAGGAACUACCUGAUGAAGUAUGUGAUGCCUUCGCUCACUGAGGCCAUGCUGGAGUGCAGCAGGAUCAAACCAGAAGACCCUGUGGACUUUUUGGCUGAACAUCUGCUACUCAACAAUCAAGAUGAACAACAAUAAUGAAAUGAUACCAUACAUGUUAUCUGAGGGGGUGAAUAUUCAACAACUCCAUCUGGUCUGUGACUCAGCUCCCUCUGCACUGAAGAGUCAGCACUUACUGGAAGAAGCAUGCCCAGUCUGGUCCACAUCCAGUGAAGAUGUAAACACAGUUUUGUUCAGGGAUACUUCUUGCUGAGAGACAGAGCUAAUUAGUGAUUUUAAAAAAUGGAUCAGGAAAGUUGUACUCCCACAUUUUGAGACAAAGAAAAUAACCAAAGAAACAUACUCCAUCAUUCCUACUGUAUUUUACAAGAGCACAAUGCAUUAGUCUAACUUCUCAACACUAGGUGGUGCAGAAACUCUUUCCAAAAGCUCCACUGAGGCAAAACAAAGGAGCAGUGGUAUUCAAGUGUCUGUUAAAGUUUAUGGAUGAAUCACUCUUCCACUUAAAGACUUAAAGUAUUUUCCCAUGCUUUAACGCUUCCUUUCUUUGUUUCUUAAUUAAAAAAUCUGGCCUUUGUUCUUCUAUUGUAGUAAAAUGUGUUCCUUUUGUUGUUGUGGACAUUAAAGUCAGAGCGGUGUCUGGA